Molecule: messenger RNA, 2356 nt
Organism: Sceloporus undulatus (fence lizard)
Lineage: Eukaryota; Metazoa; Chordata; Lepidosauria; Squamata; Phrynosomatidae
Gene: OLIG2
Product: oligodendrocyte transcription factor 2
Biological process (GO): oligodendrocyte differentiation; regulation of DNA-templated transcription; neuron differentiation
Molecular function (GO): DNA-binding transcription factor activity; protein dimerization activity
Source: RefSeq, a predicted model, not a curated record
AGGGAGAAAGAGAAAGAGAAGUAGAAAGCGAGGAAGGCUGCAUGCACAAUGGAUGGACUCUAUUAAUGAGUUUGCAGGAGUGAGCAGAGUAGAUAGAGGGUCUUGGAGAUGUCUCAUCCAUAGGGUCUCCAUGAAUCGAAAUAAGAUAGCAAAGAGUGCUGUUAGGCACUACUUUUAAGUGCUGUAGCCCCGUCCUAUGGAAUCCUGGGAUUUUCAGUUUAUGAGGUCUUAAGAACCGCUUAGGUACUGCCUAGUGCAGCAUAGAAAGGCGAAUGCUAUGCUAGGGCUCUGUCCAAGGCUGCAGCUGCCUCACCAAAAUCACAAACCCCAGGAUUUUGUAGGAUGGCGCUAGGGCAGUUAAAGCGGUGUCGAACAGCAUUAUUUCUAACAGUGUAGAUGCACUCCUUUUAGUUGGGAUCUCCUGGAGUUUACUUAGAAGUAAGUUCAAAUGAAAUCCAGAGGUGCCUCUCAUCCUUUUGGCUAAUAGCCUAUAUGGGGUUCCACAGGGGUCAGUCUUAUAGUCCCCUGUGCUUCAUCUCCAUGAAGCCACUGGGCGAGAGCUGGGGGCUGGGGGUCAUGAGCGGAAAUCACCUGCAGACUGCCACCUCCAUUGAGUCCUCACUUGGGCAAUAAAGCGAUUUGGGACCGCUUUGACUGCCAUGAUUUCACGCAUGGAAUUCUGGUCAUGGCAGCUCAUUGUACCAAAGCAGAAACUGAGAAAAAUAAAACUCCUGGGUGAACCAAGUUAAUACAAAGACAUGAAGGAGCAAAUGUUUUAUUCACACCGAAGUGUCGUCUUGUUGGAAACGCCUGCUAAAUAAAAGUUUUGUCACGAGUUUAGCGGCAAUGUGAGCGUGUAUCCGCACUAGUAAGAAUUCCAGAGCCUUGAGCCAGAAAAGAGCUAAAGCGGUGCCAAACCGGGUUAUGCCUCCAGUGUGGACAGAGCCGUACCAUUAGCAGAAGUCCACCGCAUGGAGCCAUGGCAGUCCAAGCGGUCCCGACCCGCUUUAAUGCUCCAGUGGGGACACAGCCCUACAAGUGAUGCUGCCCUGCCUCUCUCUCCUCCUCCUCCGUCCUUGCUCUCCUCCUUUCCCCCGCAGGCAGGCCGGCCGCCCUUCCUCCCCUUCCAAGGGCCAGCAGCAUGGACUCGGAUGCCAGCCUGGUGUCGAGCCGCCCUUCCUCCCCGGAGCCCGACGACCUCUUCCUUUCGUCCCGGAGCAAGAGCGGCGGAGGCAGCAGCGGCGGGGCCAUCGGGGCUUUCUCUUCUUCCUCCUCCUCUUCCUCUUCUUCUGGGGGCGGCGGGGUCUCGAGUUCGACUCCGGGGGAGUCUGCAGAGUCGGAGCUCCGGAGCGCCGUCGGGGUGGUGAUGGUGGAGAAGCUGGCCUUCAAGUCUCCCUCCUCAUCUUCAUCUUCAUCUUCCUCCUCCUCCUCCUCUUCCUCCAAGAAGGACAAGAAGCAGAUGACGGAGCCGGAGCUGCAGCAGCUGCGCCUGAAGAUCAACAGCCGCGAGCGGAAGCGCAUGCACGACCUGAACAUCGCCAUGGACGGCCUGCGGGAGGUGAUGCCUUACGCCCACGGGCCCUCGGUGCGCAAGCUCUCCAAGAUCGCCACCCUCCUCCUGGCCCGCAACUACAUCCUCAUGCUCACCAACUCCCUCGAGGAGAUGAAGCGCCUCCUCAGCGAGAUCUACGGAGGACACCAUGCCGCCGCUGCCGCCGCUGCAGCAGCCGCCGGCUUCCACCCGACGGCUGCCGCUUGCCCCGGAGCCAUGCUGGGCCACCCGGGCCCCUUGCCCAGCCACCCGGGCCCCCACCACCACCCGAUCCUGCCCCCGGCCGUCUCCAGCGCCUCCCUGCCGGGCUCCGCGGGGGCUCUCUCGGCCGUCGGGGCCCUCCGCGGCAGCGGCAGCCACGGCCUCCUCAAGUCGCCCUCCGCCUCCUCCUCCUCCUCGGCCGCCUCCGCCUCCAUCCCUCUGGGCGGCGGGUUCCAGCACUGGGGGGGCAUGCCUUGCCCCUGCAGCAUGUGCCAGCUGCCUGCCCCCUCCCACCACCACCACCACGUCGCCUCCGCCGCCGCGGCCUUGCCCAGACUCACCAGCGACGCCAAAUGAGGGGCUGGAGGGGGGCAAAAAGGGGAGCCCCCUUGUAGUGGGGCAACAGACCUGUUAAAGGGGCGGCCCUCCACGCAAAGGAGCUACAAACCGGGAUCAGCCGCCUCUUAGAGACCCCUCGACGGCUCGCUCCCGUUAUUCCAGGCUCCUUCUUGCUCUUCCGGGACUGACUUUUCUGGUGAAAGAAAGAGCCCUCAUGCAACUUCUUCACUAAAGACCUUGCAAAACUACAACUCACCUCCCCCC